Messenger RNA from Pelmatolapia mariae (spotted tilapia), 3495 nucleotides. It is a transcript of the gene septin4b, whose product is annotated as septin 4b. Gene Ontology annotation, biological process: regulation of exocytosis; cytoskeleton-dependent cytokinesis; intracellular protein localization. The transcript is spliced from 12 exons. Gene Ontology annotation, cellular component: septin complex; septin ring; synaptic vesicle. Bases 137 to 1741 code for a protein of 534 amino acids. Gene Ontology annotation, molecular function: GTPase activity; molecular adaptor activity; GTP binding. The record is from RefSeq and is a predicted model, not a curated record. NCBI's taxonomy places the organism in Eukaryota, Metazoa, Chordata, Actinopteri, Cichliformes, Cichlidae.
CUGCUUUUUGCUUUCCAAUUCCUGCUGGACUUUGUACGAGGAGCAGUUUACAAAGAAGUAAAAGGAAGAGGGUUUUAGACACAGGUGAGGCAUCGAAAGAAAGGAGAUCACAGAGUGCGCUUUGGCCCCAGUUGCAAUGGAGGACAGUGACCAUGAGCAUUCCUCUUCAUCAGAUGAACAAGACUCCUGUCCAGCUUCCCCUAAUCAGAGCAGACACCAUGAUCAUGAUCACCAUGAAGAGCCCUCAAGCCAUUCAGAUGACUCAGAAGUGGAAAACAUUAUGCAGGACCCUCAGCAUCAUGGUGGGCACGGUCUCCACCAUCACAAGCAUCACCACCAUCACCACCACCAUCAUGACCCCGAGGCUCAUGAUGCGGACAGGCAGGCCGAGGGCAAUGACCGCCCCCACACCCCGUCAUAUUUGCGGCCCCCCGUGGCCGGCAGGGCCCAGUCAGAUUCGGGUUCAGACUCCGGUUUGCCACAAAGCCGAAGCGUGGAGUUUGACUUGCCGUCCCCCGUCAGUCCCUCCAGGCCAAAGAGCCCCUGGGUUCGAUUUGACCCAUACGACAGUAGCGAGGACCAGGACAAGGAGUAUGUGGGUUUCGCAACGCUGCCAAACCAGGUGCACCGCAAGUCUGUCAAGAAAGGAUUUGACUUCACGCUCAUGGUAGCAGGUGAAUCUGGCCUGGGAAAGUCCACCCUGGUCAACAGUCUGUUUCUCACAGAUCUGUACAAAGAUAGGAAGCUGCUCAAUGCAGAAGAGAGAAUCACACAAACGGUAGAAAUCACCAAACACACGGUGGAUAUAGAGGAGAAAGGUGUCAAAUUGAAACUCACCAUUGUGGAUACCCCUGGGUUUGGGGACGCUGUGAACAACACUGAAUGCUGGAAGUCAGUGGCUGACUACAUCGACCAGCAGUUCGAGCAGUACUUCAGGGAUGAGAGUGGCCUCAAUCGCAAGAACAUCCAGGACAACCGCGUACACUGCUGCCUCUAUUUCAUCUCACCCUUCGGUCACGGCCUCCGACCUCUGGAUGUGGAAUUUAUGAAGGCUCUCCAUGAGAAGGUCAACAUUGUCCCAGUCUUGGCCAAAGCAGACACACUCACCCCUGGUGAAGUGAAGAAAAAGAAAAUUAAGAUCAGAGAGGAGAUUGAGCAGUACGGUAUAAAGAUAUACCAAUUCCCCGACUGCGACUCUGAUGAAGAUGAAGAUUUCAAGCAACAAGACCAUGAGCUGAAGGAAAGCAUCCCCUUUGCAGUAAUAGGCAGCAACACUGUGGUGGAGGCCAAAGGGAAGAGGGUGCGAGGCCGUCUGUACCCCUGGGGUAUUGUAGAAGUGGAAAACCCAGCACACUGCGAUUUCGUGAAGCUGAGGAACAUGCUUGUUCGCACGCACAUGCAAGAUCUCAAGGACGUGACCCGAGAGACUCACUACGAGAACUACAGAGCUCAGUGCAUCCAGAGCAUGACCCGCAUGGUCGUCAAGGAGCGCAACCGCAAUAAGCUAACCCGGGAGAGCGGCACAGACUUCCCCAUCCCAGCGGUGCCCGGAGUGGCCGAGACCGAGACGGAAAAGCUAAUCAGAGAGAAAGAUGAGGAGGUACGGCACGCCAACCACGAACUGGAGUCGCAUCACGACCACGAGCAUGACUCUGCCCACAAUUUUGAUCACCACGAGCACUCAGACCCUCAGCCCAGCCCAGAGAGGCACUCAGAUCACAAAGGCGAUGAAGCUCUCUGAGUAUCUUUAGCUCACAGAUGAUGUGUUUACCCAAAAACACGUUUUUUUUUUUAAGUGCAGUCAGAUCACGUUUUGUGAAACUCACAAGAAAACAGUCUCAUAAACAGGAACUGGUUUAAUUAUAGAGUAAACCUGUAGCCUUUUGGAGCUUUAAACUGUGACUAGGAAAAGAGAUUGCCACUUACACUCACUGGAAGCACCAGGAUGUUUAUAACCACGCCAUCAUCCAGAGUUUCAAGAUUAACCUUCUCAGGAUUAAAGAAAGAAAAGCUGAAUAUAACAUGUGUUCCUGCACCUCAGUUCAUAACAUCUGUGCAUGGCAGGUCAGAGAAGGUGGGAAGGAUAAUGAUGGGAAAGUGUUAAGACUGACAGAAAAAAACUGGUGUUAGUGGGUAUUUAAAGGGCUACAUACUGUGCAAUACUGUGAUGCUUAGUGGAAGUAAAGCAGCAAAAAAAAGUAGGGAAAUUUGUGUUUGGUUGAUUACUUCUUUGUUGUAACAAUGCUUCUAGGCAAUAAAUUUUGUAUUCUUAUAUCUUAUGCAUUUGUCAGUCAAGCAGCAGAGUUGAGCCCAUGAAAAACUUGACGAAUCUUCCCUGCCAAUGCCAAACAGCUAUGAUAUUGACUCUUGGUUGGUGUAUUUUAAUGGAUUAGAUUAUUUAAGUCUGAAGAAACAAAACAUACUGGUAAUUUAAUUGUUUAAUACAACCCCAACGACCUGGCGCCCUCCUCCUCAUGCUAGUCUCCAGUUUGGUCACACACUAGUUUGGGAUGGCAUCCUGUUCUUCAAUCAGCAUUUGUUCCAAAUCAGCCAAUGUUAUGUUGGUCAUUGUGGCCCAAGCUGAUCCCGCAAACAUGCCACUUACAGGUUUUUGGGAUCAGGGGUGAGGUCAGGACGGCAGGUGGGCCAUUUCAUCCUCUCCACUCCCAAAAUCUGGAGGUAGUCUCUGAUAAACCCUUCUCUGUGGGGGUGGGGGGGAUUGUCAUCUUAGAGAAUAGAGUUCAGUCCCAGAUUGUAGAGAGAUGGCCACUGGCUGCAGAAUCUCAUCUCGAAAUCUCUCUGCAUUGACAUUGCCUGCAGUGAUGACAAGCCUUGUUUUUCCUGUGAGGGAGAUGCCAACCCUCGCAAAUGCUGUUACCCCCUCAGAGCAACAAUCUGGACAUAACGGUCCUCCACAUGUUUAGGUCCCACUGCACAUGUUGCAGACACUGGUGCAAAGGGGCCUGAUGGUGAAGGGCAGUCAUGGUGUCAGAAGCUCAAAACAAGAGUCAAUAGCAGAAUUAAUCAUCUCUGUGGUAGAGAAUGUUUUUAAUGCACAUAACCCACAUGCUUAAAUCUGCUGCUCAACCCACAAAUGUAUUUUCAUUACACUUGUGGCACCAUUUAACAGGAAAUAAACAGGCAUUCCCUCAGUGUAAGAUUUAUUACCAAGCAGCAUCGUUGCAACACAGAAAUAAUCAGGCGAACACAAAUUUCCUUACUUUUUUUUGCAAAGUUUAGUUAUAAAUAUUACUGUUGUGAAAAGAAACCUUCCUUAUAGAUUCCUUUUUAUUUUGGGUUUGUAGAUGCUAGACUGCUGCCCUGUUAAUGACUGUUUUGAGUCUCAGGAAUAGAUGGCUGUAUAUGGUUUUAAUGUUGUCCUGCAAUCAUAAUGAGUUAAAUAAGCUAUGUCAAUACCAGUCCCUUCCCUCUGCAACACCAGACCGUGCAAAAUCUAUUUAUUUCAUUAAAUAAAGAGUCUUAUUUUUUCCCUCA